AUGCUCCAGCUCCGGCUCCUGCUGCACGCCAUCUUCCUCGCACUCACCCGCAUCCAUGUCCCAAUCCCAACCCAAAUACCCAUUCACAUCCCCAUCACCACCCACGUUCCCAUCUCCACCCACAUCCAUAUCCCCAUCACUACCCGUACCCUCAACGUCAGCAACAUCCUGACCUGUGUAGAAGACCGCCAUGGAAGGUCGCUGGUAUGUAUGGAGGAGAGCGCGUUUGGGGCCAUACCAGAGAACCUUCCAGAUGAUAUGACCAAAAUACGAAUAGAAAAAUCUCACUUCACUGAAAUACCCAGAGGGGCGUUCUCAAAAACGCCCGCCUUGGAGAACUUGUGGUUGAACUUCAAUGAUAUCACAGUGAUAAACUCAAAGGGUCUGGAGGGUUUAGGGAACUUAACCGAGCUCCGUCUGCAAGGGAACAAGCUGCGUUCAGUACCAUGGACAGCGUUCGAGGACACGCCAGCCCUCAAGAUCCUGGACCUGAAGCACAACCAGCUGGACGUUCUGCCGGAGCAUGCGUUAAAAUUUUUGCCAGGUCUGACUUACUUAGACUUAUCCUUCAAUCGGCUUACGGUCAUAUCGAAGGAGGUCUUCCAAAACUGGCCCCUCUACCAAAAACUGCAGGGCAUGGAGGAGCAGGAGGCGACCGCUUUCGUGCCGAACGUCGUCCUCGCCCUCCACGACAACGCCUGGCUCUGCGACUGCCGCCUGAAGGGCUUCGUGGAGUUCAUCAGGUCCCUGAGGCCCCCGAUUUUACUGAUGAACUCUUACUUGACCUGCUCAGGGCCGGACUUUAGGGCAGGCAAGUUCUUCCACGAGGUAGAGCUGCAGGCGUGCAUGAAGCCCGUCGUCACCACCCAGUCCUCCAACAUCAGCCUGCCUCAAGGCGUAAACCUCACCCUGCGCUGCCUCGCCAAGGCCAGGCCAGACCCGGCGGUGUGGUGGACAUAUGGCCUGAAGAUAAUCAGAGGAUUUCAUGAGUCUCAGGAAAGAGUGGAUGAAGACACCAUCAGAUCCCUUCUGGUGAUCCCCUCCCUCCAUGCAGCUGACCGUGGUGCCUACACAUGCACUGCUGUCAACUUUAUCGGAAACUCCUCUGUCAGCAUCCUCCUGGACGUCCACUCUCCUGCCGGCUCCCAGUCAUCACUCCUCCCUGACAUCCCGGCUCCACCUGCUGCGGUUGAUGAAAACAUCUACAUUGACAUCCGCAUUGCCAAACAGACAGUACGCGGUAUCUCCAUUGAGUGGUAUGCCGCCUUGGACCGACCAGCUGAAACCUGGUUCACCGUCCACUUUGGCCGGGCAGGCUCUGAUAAAAAAGAAAUGACCUUCAUCGGCCCUGGGAUUCACUCUUACACCGUCUCUGAUCUGAUGCCUGCUACCAAAUAUGAAAUCUGUGUAACUCUCAAGAACCAGGCGCCGCAUCCCGGCCAGUGCAUUGUGUUUGUCACAGGAAGUGACAUUACUGAGAUGGAACAGAGGGAGAAGAUGAUUCACAUAGUGGUGAUAGUUUUAGCCAUGGUGCUGGCUGUGCCUAUAGGCAUGUAUGCCUGCACUACUGACACUAAGUUUGCCUGCCUGGAGGGUAUCAUGGAGUCCUGGAAGAACCGGCGGAGAGAAAGCAGCUCGUCAGGAAUGGAGCGAGAGAGGCAGGGCACUUUCGACAGCCUUCAGGCCGCCAGCGACGAGGACCUGGUUAAUAAAGAUUCCAGUGAAAACAGGAAGGUGAGGAGGAGGUCAGAUGACAGACUUCAGAAGCUCAAGGCUGAUCACAGCAGACUCACAGCUGAACUAUAUUAAAGUACUAUUUGUUAAAUCAACAACUGAAAACAUGAAACAGACCUUGUAAUAGACCAACGUCUCACCCUGUACAGUUCUUUUUGUAAAAUUGAAUUGAAAAUACCCCAGAUCUACUGUAUGAUGCUGACUUUGAUGGUGAUUUAAUUUCAAUUUUCAGAAGAAUGACACUACUGUCUGCCUUUGUUUUAAUCUUAUCUCUUCCUCUGUUCUAGGCCCAGGACUUUGUUUCAAAGAUGUGAAUGGUGACCGUUAUGUCAAGAGUGUAAUACAAGGAUUUGCCGUACUGCAGUUUCUUUCUGUCUGAAAUAUUACAUGUUUGUCUUGUUAUCAUGAUAUGUUUAAAUGUCAGUUAUCACACAUUUUAAAUUGCUACUUUAUAUGAAGCCUUUGUGACUGAUUUAAAUGGAGAAGUGCUCACAAUUACUUCUGAUGAGUACAUUUUCUAAAAUUACUUCAGUAGUAGGUGCUUACUUUAUCGCCUGCUUUAUGUUUAUGUAAUUCUGUGUUAGCUUUUUAAUAUUGUUUUAUGUGUUUAUAUACUGUAGGUAAUUAUCAGACAAAUUUCAUUUUGAGUACUUUUUUGGCUUAACACUAAGGUUGACAUAUUGAUACUGUACCAUAAAACUGGAUCUGGAACAAGAAAAUCUCUUAAACCAGAUGGUGAUUAUGUGAAAUAAUUAGAUGAUUGUGCACUCUGUCAAUAAAUAAUGUUUUAAUUAAAUUUAGUUUAAUUACGUUAAAACAGUUAAUGUUACUUUUAUAUGUUGUUUUACUUUAUUGCAAGAAGACACAUCAUGUAACACAAUAUGAAAACAUUCAGUAAGAGAUUUUCAUUUAAAAUGAAACAUUGACAUG
Messenger RNA from Micropterus salmoides (largemouth bass), 2664 nucleotides. RefSeq names its product leucine-rich repeat, immunoglobulin-like and transmembrane domains 2 (gene lrit2). Gene Ontology annotation, molecular function: protein binding. The record is from RefSeq and is a predicted model, not a curated record. Bases 1 to 1809 code for a protein of 602 amino acids. NCBI's taxonomy places the organism in Eukaryota, Metazoa, Chordata, Actinopteri, Centrarchiformes, Centrarchidae. The transcript has 4 exons.